UAAUUUAUAUUUCACCUCCUUCCUGAAACUUCACUCCUAGUGCCUUCCGAGGAGCAUCCAUACUUGUCGCCGCCGUUCGCCCAUCGGCUGCUGUCGUCCCAGUUGGAUCAGGAAUCUUAGAACUUCUCUUUGCGGAGAAGCUCUCGAUUCGUCAAGAUGGGUAUUUCUCGUGAUUCUAUGCACAAGAGGCGUGCCACUGGAGGCAAGAAGAAGGCUUGGAGGAAGAAGCGAAAGUAUGAGCUUGGAAGGCAACCUGCCAACACUAAGAUAUCCAGUGACAAGUCGAUCCGGAGGAUUAGAGUUCGUGGGGGUAAUGUGAAGUGGCGUGCUUUUAGGCUUGAUACUGGUAAUUACUCAUGGGGCAGUGAGGCCGUGACUAGGAAGACCCGUAUUCUUGAUGUGGUGUACAAUGCAUCAAACAAUGAGCUUGUUCGUACUCAAACUUUGGUGAAGAGUGCCAUUGUUCAGGUUGAUGCUGCACCAUUUAAGCAAUGGUAUCUUCAACACUACGGUGUGGAUAUUGGAAGGAAGAAGAAGACCUCAGCACCUGCCAAGAAGGAAGAGGAAGGUGAGGCUGCUGCUGCUGCGGAGGAGUUGAAGAAGAGUAACCAUGUUCAGCGCAAGUUGGAGAAACGUCAACAGGAUCGUAAGCUCGACCCACAUAUCGAGGAGCAAUUUAGCAGUGGUCGUUUGAUGGCUUGUAUCUCAUCAAGACCAGGUCAAUGUGGCCGAGCAGAUGGGUAUAUCUUGGAGGGGAAAGAACUCGAGUUCUACAUGAAGAAGCUCCAGAGAAAGAAGGGAAAGGGUGCCGGUGCUGCAUAAGUUUGGUCGUUAAGAUAUGUUGUGGCCGUGUUUCAUUUUCUAUGAUUCUAUCUGCCUUUUUUGUCUUCUGAAGAUGAUGAAUUUGCAGCUAAGAGGAUAGAAUUAUUUAUGAACUUCAAUUUUGCUGGUAUUAGUUGUUUAAUUACAAUAUUUUAUUUGAAUCUGUUUCGUGAUUAUAACAGUUCGCCGUUUAUUAGCCUCAGAAUUUUCAAAUGCCCCAACCUAUUUCUUUGC
This is a messenger RNA of Cucurbita maxima (winter squash), 1056 nucleotides long. RefSeq names its product 40S ribosomal protein S8-like. The transcript has 6 exons. Gene Ontology annotation, cellular component: ribosome; cytosolic small ribosomal subunit. The record is from RefSeq and is a predicted model, not a curated record. Lineage: Eukaryota; Viridiplantae; Streptophyta; Magnoliopsida; Cucurbitales; Cucurbitaceae. Bases 157 to 822 code for a protein of 221 amino acids. Gene Ontology annotation, molecular function: structural constituent of ribosome. Gene Ontology annotation, biological process: maturation of SSU-rRNA from tricistronic rRNA transcript (SSU-rRNA, 5.8S rRNA, LSU-rRNA); translation.